Messenger RNA from Helianthus annuus (common sunflower), 2008 nucleotides. RefSeq names its product ribulose-1,5 bisphosphate carboxylase/oxygenase large subunit N-methyltransferase, chloroplastic. The coding region runs from base 196 to 1743 and encodes 515 amino acids. The transcript is spliced from 12 exons. Gene Ontology annotation, cellular component: chloroplast stroma. Gene Ontology annotation, molecular function: protein-lysine N-methyltransferase activity. Lineage: Eukaryota; Viridiplantae; Streptophyta; Magnoliopsida; Asterales; Asteraceae. The record is from RefSeq and is a predicted model, not a curated record. Gene Ontology annotation, biological process: peptidyl-lysine monomethylation.
UCUAAUCGGAAAUCACUCCUUAUCCCCCAACUGAACGUCACCAACAAAAAUAUCUCAUACAGCAAGCCAGCCACACUCCCAAUCCACCCUACAGAUUCUUCAAUUUCAAUCAUAACCUCCCAAACCCUAACCCUAAUUUCCAUUUCCCCAAUUCAAUGAACCACAUCUGAUUCAAUCUCAAUCUUCUUCAACACAAUGGACGUCACCUAUCUUCACCAAACCAAAUGCAUAUCCAAUCUCCAUUCAACUCAUCAUCAUCCUCUCUCUGUUCUCUCUAGGGUUUCAAUUUCAAUUUCAAAACAUUACCAGCAUAAUGCUCGCCGUUCGUUACGGUUAGGCGUUCGGAACAUGUGUAUGGCUUCUAGCUCCGACACACUCGUCUCCGGUAAGUCUUCUUCUCCAACUGUCGCCAGCAAAAAAAAUAUAGAGGAAGAAGAAGAAGAUUUGAAAUCGUGGAUGCAUAAGAACGGUUUGCCUCCGUGUAAAGUAGUUCUUAAAGAUAGAGUUGCGUAUGAUUCACGGCAUCCUCCUAUUCAUUAUGUUGCAGCUAGUGAGGAUUUGCAGGCAGGUGAUACUGUAUUUUGUGUUCCGAAUUCGUUGCUGGUUACGCUUGAGAGAGUUUUGGGGAAUGAGACUGUCGCUGAACUGUUGACGACUAACAAACUGUCGGAGUUGGCUUGUCUUGCAUUGUAUCUAAUGUAUGAGAAAAAACAAGGGAAAGAGUCUGUCUGGUAUCCAUAUAUAAGAGAGCUUGAUCGUCAGCGUGGUAGGGGACAGCUAGCUGUCGAAUCGCCACUCUUGUGGUCUGAAUCUGAACUGGAUUAUCUGACAGGCAGUCCAAUUAAGGAUGAAGUUCUUGAAAGAGCAGAAGGCAUCAGAAAAGAGUAUAACGAGCUUGACACUGUUUGGUUUAUGGCUGGAUCCCUAUUUCAGCAAUAUCCGUUUGAUAUCCCUACAGAGGCCUUUUCAUUUGAGAUAUUCAAACAAGCCUUUGUAGCAGUCCAAUCUUGUGUUGUGCAUUUACAGAAUGUGAGUUUGGCACGAAGGUUUGCAUUGGUUCCUCUUGGACCUCCCCUGUUGACCUAUAGGAGCAACUGUAAGGCAAUGUUGACAGCUGUAGAUGGAGGUGUUCAAUUGGUUGUUGAUCGCCCGUACCUAGCUGGACAAUCUAUUGUAGUUUGGUGUGGGCCACAACCUAAUUCAAAGUUACUCAUCAAUUACGGUUUUGUUGAUGAAGACAACCCUUAUGACCGCGUGGUAGUUGAGGCAGCAUUGGAUACGGAGGAUCCUCAAUAUCAAGACAAGAGAUUGGUUGCUCAAAGAAAUGGAAGACUAACCAUACAGCCUUUUCAGGUUAAAGUGGGGAAGGAAAGAGAAACCAUUCUAGAUAUGCUUCCGUAUAUGAGGUUAGGUUACGUUACAGAUCCUCUAGAGAUGGAGUCUGUUAUAUCUUCUCUGGGUCCGGUAUGUCCGGUAAGCCCUUGUAUGGAAUAUGCAGUUUUGGACCAAUUAGCUACUUAUUUCAGAGAAAGACUGGCAGGUUACCUCACUACUCUAAGCGAAGAUGACGCAUUGUUGGCAGAAUGUGAUAUAGAUCCCAAGAAACGAGUUGCUACACAGCUUCUGAGGUGUGAGAAGAAAAUAUUAAGCAGAUGCUUGGAGGCGACUAUUGAUCUCAUAAACGAGUUACCAGACCUCUCUUUAUCUCCAUGCCCAGCUCCUUAUGCCCCUCUAUUAAGAUGAAAUUGGAUAAUCUUCAUAAAUUUUGGGAAUCUUGUGAGUUUCAGUGUCCAGACAAAUAUGCAGAUUAGCAUGGAAAAACAUGAAAUCUGGUGGUCAUCAUGUUCUUUUGAAACCAUCUGUUGAUACUUGAUACCCAGGCCUAUUUUAUUUGUUGUAUAAACCAGAAACAUUCAAGUCUUGUACAGUUUAUGGACCAAAAAUGCUUCUGAUAUAUUUGAACCUGAUUGUUUCUCUAAAAUAGCCUAAUUACAAAGCAAGUGAUAAA